CGUAACGAUAGCACCAACAUCCGAGUGCUGCCAUCGUAUCUGAAACCCAACCAAAAACAACAAAACCGAACUCCAGAAAAUAAGUUCCCAGAGAAGAGACGAAAUUCUCACCACAAAUUGCCGGUAAAGAGUGCGAAUAAACAAAUUGGAUAUAAAAUUAUAAUUUGAGAGCUGGAAAAACUGAAAAAACUGCAAACAAACUGAAAGUGUUUUCUUAGUGAAAAGUGUGAAACUCUAACAAACUGCAUAAUUAAUGAAUUAUUACUUUGAAGCUGCACAAAUGAGGCGGACUACUUUUUAAUGGAAGCCCCCGGAACAAGAAUAAUAGCCAACCCGAGGGAACCAGCCUCAUCAGCGACAUGAUCCCCGCGAUGUCCACGUAAUGAAAACGAAACUGCAAAAGUUGUCGUGCCGUUGCUGAGCGGAAGAACAGCCAGGGAAAACGCCAGAAAAAAAUUAUAUUUAAAAUAGGUAGCAGAAAAUGAAGUCUGUCAUUCUAUAUCCAUAUGGACCGCUAACCGGCGGCACUCGUUGCUGUCGCAUGUUGCAUGCCAAAAAUUUGGCCAUAACAAGUGCAAUUUACACAAUUAAUAUAUCCCUUCUAAUCGUUUUGAUAUACUCGUGGCGCAUCAAUGUCAAUAUGCACAAGUCGGCCGAUCUGCAGGAUGUCUACUACGGUGUACAAAUAGCAUAUUUUGCCAUAAUCGGCACACAAAUGUCCAUGAUAUUGCUGAGCAUUGUGUUAAUAUUUGGAAUAUGCCGGGAGAACCCCGGACUAAUUGUACCCUGGAUAAUUGGCUAUAUAACAUUUAUGGCCCUGGAAGCUGUCGCCAUGGUAUACUCGAAUGUUCUGCGCGAUCAUGUAAAUAAGCAAUUUGAUGCCAUGUGCAAAGCAGAGGUGGCUUUCUUUGUUGCUCGAGCCCUGAUAAAUGUGCUGGCCAUGUGGGGAGUGCUGCGCUUCUACAAUUUGGUUCGCUCUGGAAUUACAUGGCGGGGACCAGAGGCCAAGACCGCCAUUUUUGCGCCAAUGUACAAGAGUGUUAGUACGAACAAGCCGCACUCAUACUCUUACAGCAAGCGGUCAAGGCGUCGCCAUAGCAUCGAGGCGUCUUCCGGCGGAUGCUGCGCCAUAUUCGAUUUCGAUUUUGAGUACGACGAUGAUAACGAUGAUGACGACGAUGAGGUGGCCUAUGGCGAUGGCCUGGAUACGGAGGAUGAAGUUGGCUACGAUUACGACGACUAUUACGAUUACUACGAUGAUGACGAGCUGGCGGAGCAGCAGCAACUGGGACUGCAGCAGGAUGAUGCCGACUGCAGUAUGUUGGGGGCAGCUAAGGCAGCCAGGUCGCGAUCCAAGCCAAGAUCCGCUGUGGUUAAGGUGAAGGGUCAGCGCAGCGGAAGCCGCCGCACCAACAACAACAUUCGCAGCGUGCUGAUCAACAAGCGGCACAACAAGUACAAAAUUGCUCGGCCUCAAACGCAACUGGAGGUCAUCAACGAAUCGGAGAAAAGUGCGGGGAGCGGUAGCGAUGAGAAUGAUUCACUUUUGGUGGCCUAUGACAGCAGUUCGUCGCUGGCGUCGGUUUGACAUUGGCCGCCAUGCAAAUCGGGAACCGGAAAUGGAAAUGCAGCCAUUGGGCCAGCCGGAAGUGAUAGAACCAACUGUGCAAAUAACCGGGGAAAGUGCCAUAACAGCGACUGCGACUGCAGCAGUGACAACAGAAGCAACGGAAGCGGAAGCGAGACCGAUGACGACGGCGAUCCUGACGAGGGCCAGUAUCUGGAACGUGGGUGGACGAAGAGCGCCCGCUUCAGUGGUCAAUGUUGUGGUCAGCGUCAACGUCCACUGCGACGCGUCUACUGCGCUGUAAAUCUAUCCAUAAUGGGCCUUCUGGUGGCCGUGGAGAUAUACGCACAGAUCGCCAUAUUCCUGUAGAUCCCAACACCGUUUCCUCUGAAAUAUAAAUGGUUCUUCCAAGACCAGAUCAUAUUGUUUUUAUUAAAAUUUGAUCAGCUAAAAUGAAAGUAUACUCAACAAUUGCCAGCAGAGAUUACAGCUUUAAAUGUAAAUAAAUUAGAACCAUAAAAAACAUAAAUGCAAAUCCGUUUUGACUUUAGCUAAUGCUUUUACAAUAGCUUAUCAAUAUGACUCAUAUCGCAACUCAAAUACUAUUACAACACUUGACCAUAUGAAAAAAUUUAAGAAAUAUUCGAUUCUUUGGAUUGAUCAUUUAGAGUUUGUUUUUUAGUCCUUUUAUAUAGUUUAACCUUUUCUGCUAAACAUCAUAAACUUCAUCAUACUUCUUCAAAUUUUUAUUUUCUAUAACUCUUUAUUUUAUUACAACAUUUUUAUAGGAAGGUUUGAGAGAUUUCUGUGAAAUCAAAUUUCAGCAGUUAAUAAAACUUCCGUUAGAGAACUUUGGUAAAACUCUCUUAGGAAAAAACAACUUUAAAGUCCUCCUAUUCAGCUUACAUAAGGGCAGCCACAAAAUGUAAAACACUUAAUGUAAAUACUUGAAAAAAAAGGUCAAAGUUAGCAGAAAUGUCAGUAAUAAUAAGAACAAUAAUAGCAGUAACUCUAAAUGUGUAAAAAUAUUAAAAGUACAUUUUCUAGCCAAAGAGAUAAGCAGUCCAUAGCAGAUUAAAAAGAUCUCCAAGAGACAGAAAAGUUUUUAUUUAACAGAUAAAUAUUCUCCAAACCUAAGUUAACAGAUAAAAAAUACUUUAUUGCAAAACCAAAUAAAAGCUUUAAAUUAAUUGCAAGAUAUAAAUCGCAUGUCUAUCCAAAACAAAGAAACAAAUAAAAAGCCCAAACAAAAGUAACAGAAACAAUAAAAAUACAAUUUAAAACAAAAAAAGUUAACCAAGAAAAGAUUUAAAUGACUAUGAAGUGCUGAGGAAAUUACUUUGUAAAUACUUCCUGCUAUCUCGAGUUGAUGUCGGUGACGUACACGAAAUAAGCGAAAUAAACCAUAUCUAUAAAUGUUGUAUAUAUAGUAAGUAUUCAUAAGUACAGUUGCGCCAAAAAAAGAACACUAGACAGCCAGUUUAAAACUAACCAAUAAAUGUGAGUUGAUGUAUACCUUACGAUAAACCAAUAAUAAAAACUUGAUAUUUGU
Molecule: messenger RNA, 3119 nt
Organism: Drosophila eugracilis
Lineage: Eukaryota; Metazoa; Arthropoda; Insecta; Diptera; Drosophilidae
Exons: 8
Coding region: 482-1588 (368 amino acids)
Source: RefSeq, a predicted model, not a curated record